AUGCCGUUGACCGUUUAUGAACGACGUUUUAUAAGGCAGUUUUCUGGGAGCUGUAAGAUUCGUUCCAACAUGUUUCGCAAACCAUUUGUCGUAAAAAGCAACACCAAUAUGAAGAAUUCUGCUAGACGAAAACUGUUGGCGUGCCUGAAAGAAGCCGAAGUGAUUCCAUCAAAGGCGACUGCUGCUCGUGCAGUAUUGGUGUGCGCUUCGGGUGACAUAGCCAAUGUUUAUAUUUUUGAUAAAGUACCCCUUUUCUUUGACCUAGGAGAUGGUAAUUUGUAUCCCACAGGUGAGGCCAUUUAUUUUCUGUGGUCCGCGACAAAUUCAUUUCCUAUCCUUCUCGUUCCCGAACAAGUUUUCUCAUUUCUCGAGAAUGGUGCAGACUUAAUGUUGCCAGGAGUUCUUCGGUCACCUGGAUCUUUCCCUGAAUUUCAAAAACACUCCCCCGUCAGUAUCUCAUUAGUUACUAGAGACGGCUUGACUAGAGGUCCGAUGGCAGUUGGAAUUUCUCUGAUGUCAUCUAUGGAAAUGAUCGCCAGCGGUAUGCAAGGACGAGGAGUUAAAAUAUUACACUUAUACCGAGACUCUUUAUGGGACUUUGGGCCACGGCUACAUCCGCCUAGUAUAGCAGUGGAAAUUGAAGAUUCUGCUCCUCCAACACAAGACGACUUCCCUCCCCUGGGAGAGUUGUCUUUAGAAUCCAGUAAAAAUCUCUUGCCGAACGAAUCCUUAUGGGAUGAACAGCAAAAGGAAGUGGUCGAAGAACAGCCACGGAAUGAAGAAAUAAACGAUGCUGAAGUACAGAACUCAAGUGACUCAGCUGUGGCUGAAAAACCUGAGGAGCUACUGUUUCGAUGCUUUCUGGCUGCCCUAAAAUUUCGAGUAACGAAAACCGAUUUGCCGCUUGAUGUAGGAGAGUUCUACCUUAGGCACUUAUUGCCCUGCGUCCCGCCUGGAAAACGUAUAGAUAUGAAAAAAACAAAAUAUAAGAAGUUCGCUAAUUUCCUCAAGGAAGUCAACUCCUUGGAAAGCACUCCUAUCGUAGUCAUUGACGAUAAAAAAAAAGGAUCGGAAAAGAUUGUGGAGAUCAACUACACCCACAUGUUGCUUAAGAAUUUUGAACAUACCGAUGAGGUAACUGAGGGCGAGCGUGUUAGCGAAAAACCGCAAACUAAAAUUGAAGAGUACUAUGCCGUAACGGAGCCAGUAGGACUAAGUAGCGACUCUGGGAAAGUCUCCUUGGAUGACGAAAUCCUUGCUUCAGUUGUUACACACAGUGAAAUUACCAUCAAAUGGGAUGUUCUAAUUCAAAAAAUUCUCAAUAAGAUGACUAAAACUUACUUCAUUACUACAAUAGAUGGUAGAGUCUUAAAGUACAAACUGAAACUACCUGAACUUAACUUCAAGAUUGAAUCUCGUUCAGGCAACAAGAAAGUUACGCUGUUAAACAAUUCUAGUGCUUUUGGAAUAGAACCAAAGUCUUUAUGUCAUCAAAUACAAGUUAGUUUGGCUACAAGUGCAUCCCUCGUGGAGAAUGCUCCCCAAUGCGAAGGACCUCAGAUCGUUGUUCAGGGAAACAAGGUACGUCAACUGAGCGAAAUGAUAACAGAAACUUUUGGCAUUGGAGAGAGGUUCAUGUCGGGGCUCGAUCUGGCACCAAAAAAAAAGAAAUGA
Enterobius vermicularis (human pinworm) is the source of this 1674-nucleotide messenger RNA. NCBI's taxonomy places the organism in Eukaryota, Metazoa, Nematoda, Chromadorea, Rhabditida, Oxyuridae. The record is from the annotation of a GenBank genome assembly.